AUGGCGCAGGCACUGGGCGAUGCAAAGACAAAUGCAAGUUACAAGAGUCCCGGCGCACGACGUGCUUUCAUAGUCCCGGACUUCGCGCAGAAAUUGCUUCCUGGGGAAGCUGUCUUCAAGGUCAGCGGCAAAGGCUACAUUGAAGGCGAGGCUACCAUUGCUCGCAACCCAUGUACGGCACCAUGGGAUGUCCAAAGGGUACGCCUGUUGAGCAACAUCGAGGUUCUGCACAGAUUCGGCGGCUACCCGACAUGCUUGCACGACAAUGUGCUGCUUGCCCAUGUCCUGGCUGGCGGAGAUUACGAUGGCGACACCGUCCUUAUCCUCACCGACGCAUCACUGGUUCAGCCUUUUAAGGACUCUGCUUACGAGCAUGCCAGAGUUAGCGAGGUACACGAUACCAUAAAGAAGCUUGUUCCUUCGGUGGACUGUCACUCGACCGGGUCAGAGUCGCCCUUCUGGAACAUCUGCAAAGCAGCCGCCGAAGCCUUGAAGAAGGACGUGGUGGUAGGCGGCCUUGCAAACCGCUGGCACUUCCUGGCAGAUGAACUUGGAGCAAGACACGAAUCUGCUGUCAAGGCUGGCCUAGCGCAUCAGCUUGCUCUCGAUGGCGGCAUCGACAGCAGGAUUUCUAUGCGGCAACUCACCACGGCUUUGAACUUGCCCGAUCAUAAGGUUCCUCACUGGCAUCGGUCUGCGACGCGGGGCAACGUCGUUUAUUCGAGAAGUGUUCUUGGAAAGCUUUACACGGCUCUGGACACCGAAAAAUUACACGACAAAUACCGUGUGCAUUAUGGCAACGUUCAUUUGUACCAGGCCGUCUUGAAGCCGCACACGAUCAACUUCGAGUCGUUCCAUAUCAAAGUCGAUAUGGACGACAAAUUACGGGCCUUCAUGCCGGAUGCGCAGAGGAUUCUUCGAGGGUUUUACCAGAAAAGCCAGGAGUGCCGCGUCACAAAAAGGUGGGAUGAUCUUGAUGCUUUCUCCCAGUCAGAGCUUCGCCGCUGCAGCGAUCAGCCGCUUCUGGCAGCCGCCAUCUAUCGUCAGCAGUGUGAUGACUUCCUGAAGAGUGCCGCUGACAAGAACUUGAGAGAUUACCUUCAGGUAGAGCUGGCAUUGGAACCUGCAUGGAGGCUUUGUCCGAGGCAGCUGUGCGAAUACUUUGUGAAAUACGUGGUGAAGGACCCUUAUCCAAUGAGCGCGGCAGUCCGACCGAAGCUCCGCUACAAACCAGCCAAACGGAGCGAUGCUCCGUAG
Molecule: messenger RNA, 1257 nt
Organism: Symbiodinium sp. CCMP2592
Lineage: Eukaryota; Dinophyceae; Suessiales; Symbiodiniaceae
Source: the annotation of a GenBank genome assembly